UAAGGCUACUGCAGAUUUCAUGAACGCAAAUUUUUGAAAAGCAUACCUCUUGUUUCUCCACUUCUACGACACGAUUGCUCUUUCUUCGCCCCACAAUUGAUCUACUUGUUUCUUUGACACCCUACCCUUUCCUCCCAUUGCCUCUUACCACAUAUCAGCGGUACAAUCAUAACAUGUUGUCCGGAGGCCGACAGAGUCGAGGAGGAGGCCGCAAUGGCCGUGGUGGGAACAUCGAUCGCGAUCAGAACGAACCCAGGGUGACAGGCAACGCUGAAACAGGACUGUUUACCAAUGCAGCGCGUAGAAGCGGAGCAGGAGGAGGAGGAGGCUCUGGGCCUGUACGUCAGGCCGCGCGGCGUGGAAGCGGACGCAUCGGAGGCGGUACUAUGCGAGGCUCACACGCCUUGCCGCCGAGACCAAGGAGAGGAGGCGCAGAAGAUCAGGAUGGUGAUCUGAACAUGGGAGGCGAAAAGAAGAAUUUCUCUCCGUAUCAGAGACCGAAACGUAGCACCAGAUCGUCAACUACGGAAACGCUUGAUCAUGAAGGCACCGUUAUUAUUUUUGUUACGGGCCAGAAAGAGGGUUUAACCACGGACUCAGGACUUCACGACUUUUUAUCUCGAAAGGCUUCGCCGGCGAAAAUUACAAUCACCAGCAAACGCUCCAACGAGACUUCCGGCGUUGUAUCCUUUGUGGUGGGGGAUAUCACUCAAGCUCGGGCCCUGAGAAAAUUGACAGGAAUACGUUAUAAAGGACAGAAGUUGACCAUCAAGACUUCAGAGGAUAACAAGAUCUUGGGACAGGAUGGUGCUGGAUCGAUUGAUGCACCACAACGAGCCGCCGUAGCGCCUACUUAUGGAACAAUUGAAGUGAUUCGCAACUUUAUAAGAUCGCGCUACAGCAGCGGAUUUUUGAAUCUGGAAAAUAUGGCUCAGGACAGCAUUCUCCGGUCGGCCAAAAUCAUUCCACCAGGUCAAGCAAAAGGCAGGACAGAUGUUGGAACAGUCAUGAUGAAGGUCGCCGCUGAAAUGUUCCCAGAAACGACAACUAUCUCAUUUGCCAUGAAUGGCCUCAGAUCACUUCAGCCCAUAUCUUCUGUUGCCCAAUUCUUUCCCAAUCUUCAAAACUUAUCGUUUAAAGGCAAUAAUAUUCAGUACUACAAGGAUCUGGAGUAUCUGAGUGGAAACAAAAAGCUGCCUAAGCUGCGCGAGCUGAUCUUGCUAGAUAAUCCGGUUCGAGAUCGGGACAUUGCUAAAAAUAAGGACGAUCUGGGCUACCGGAGUGCGAUCGUAAAGCUCUUUCCCACAAUUGAGAUCUUGGAUCAGGUGCCUGUGGCACCAAAGAUAUCAUUUGGACUUGGUGAUAUCUUGAAGGAUGCCGAUGCGCCCGAAGUGGCGGUUCUCCCUGUCCCGACAAAAGGCAACUUUUUUGACAACCCGCAAGCCCAGGAAAUGGUUCUCGAAUUCCUCACAGGAUAUCUGAAGCUUUUCGACAACGACCGCAGCCGUCUCGUGCAUGUAUAUGACAACAAUGCCACUUUCUCCUAUGCCACCAUGACGCUUCUCUCGCCCCUUCAGAAAAGCAGAGGAGAUAGCGCCGAUAAUUGGGCGGCUUAUGUACCCCAGUCGCGCAACCUGACGAGGAUUAAGGAGCUUGAUCAGAGGACGAAACGCUUGCUCUACGGAAGCAAGGAUAUCAUUGAGCAGGGCCUAAAGAUGCUACCUGAAACCAAACAUGACAUCAGCGAUGCCUCUAAGUUCGUGAUUGAUGCCUGGCAGACAGGAGAACUUUUACCAGCCCCAUGUAUCUACAUUAAUAUGCAUGGAGAAUUUGAAGAAGUGCAUCAUGGUCGCCAAGGGGUGUUGAAAUCCUUCGAUCGAUCGUUCAUCAUUGCGGCAGCACCCCAAGAAUCUCUUGCUGCACAGAACGGCUGGAAAUGCAUCAUCAUUUCGGAUCAGCUUACAGUGCGAGGAUAUAAUGGAUCGGAGGCAUGGAAGCCGGAUGUGGAUUUUAACGUGACACCAGCAAUGGCCGCGGCUGUGGCAGCUCCAUCAGCAUUUAGCAACGGCCCAGUUCCUCAGCAGGUCCAAACAGUUCCAUCAACCCCUCAAGCGCCCAUGCCCGGAGUGUCUUCCGAUCAGCAUGCCCAGGCCCAAGAACUGCAGCAUCUGACAGGCUUGAACUACCCAUACGCAAUUCAGUGUCUGGCAGCGACCGGCUGGGACAUUGCCAAGAGUGUCGCGCUGGUCGGCGAGAAUCGGGCCAACAUUCCUCAGGAUGCCUGGCAGCAGCCCACAUUCCAGUAAUUUGACGUAAUAAACGGUCACCACAAACAUUAUCUUGCUAUCAUCCUUGUUCAUUCAAACUCUGCAUUAAUGAAAAGUAGGCAUCGUUGCAUUGCCCCGAAGCAGCACAAUCGCUCCAAUAGAUGAAAACAAUGCGGAGCAAAUUCAGCGGCGCGCUUAAAGAGUAACUGAUCUUCUGAUAUCAGGCGAUAAGGCUUACAAUCAGGUUCGACGACUUUGCAGAUAUGCACGUCGAUAGGCCAAAUCCAUAGCACCUUUUAUGCAUACACUAUACCACCAUCAAUCCCAUAUGCUCGAC
This is a messenger RNA of Gamsiella multidivaricata, 2604 nucleotides long. RefSeq lists its product as uncharacterized. NCBI's taxonomy places the organism in Eukaryota, Fungi, Mortierellomycota, Mortierellomycetes, Mortierellales, Mortierellaceae. Gene Ontology annotation, cellular component: nucleus. Gene Ontology annotation, biological process: poly(A)+ mRNA export from nucleus. Gene Ontology annotation, molecular function: protein binding; RNA binding. The coding region runs from base 174 to 2306 and encodes 710 amino acids. The record is from RefSeq and is a predicted model, not a curated record. The transcript is spliced from 11 exons.